Molecule: messenger RNA, 324 nt
Organism: Protopolystoma xenopodis
Lineage: Eukaryota; Metazoa; Platyhelminthes; Monogenea; Polystomatidea; Polystomatidae
Source: the annotation of a GenBank genome assembly
AUGCCCAUGACAGGGCAAACGGACCAAAGUGAUCUUGCUCGAAAAAUUUGUACAAUAUUCCAUCUUCCAUUAGCCUCAGGUUCAUCAAGUCUAUGGCUUAAAAGAACAGAUUUUGUCAACAAUCGGGACAACUGUGUGAGCUGCGGCCUUGGUUGGCCCCAGAUGUGGAGACAAGAAGGACUGCCGGGAAAGCUUGGAUGUGAUGCCAAAAUAGCCCAUUUUGGUAAUCAUGCUCAGCCUCCAGAGACGCAGAGGGCGGGCGUAUGCCGCCUACGACAAAGCCGAGAUGUAAAGGCGUGUGUAGAAGAGAAGAAUAUGGCUUAG